CACCGCCGCCAUUUAUAUAUCGCCGCCAUUUUAUACGAGCCUAACCUCGCGCAGAUUAGAUUACGAGCACGACGGCAAAAUGGAAAACCAGCUCUGCAAGCUCUUUGUCGGUGGACUUAAUGUCCAAACUACGGACGAUGGCCUGCGCACGCAUUUCGAGCAGUUCGGAAACCUCACGGAUUGCGUGGUGGUGCAGAACCAGCAGCUGAAACGUUCUCGCUGUUUCGGUUUCGUGACCUACUCGAGUCCGGAGGAGGCGGACGCGGCCAUGUCGGCCCGUCCUCAUGUGUUGGACGGGAAUAACGUCGAGAUCAAGAGAGCCGUAGCGCGCGAAGAUGCCGGCAGACCCGAGGCCCUAGCUAAGGUGAAGAAAAUAUUCAUCGGUGGCCUUAAAGACGACAUUGAAGAGGAUCACCUCCGCGACUGUUUUUCUCAGUUCGGUGCGGUGGAGAAAGCAGAGGUGAUCACGGACAAAGAGACCGGCAAAAAAAGAGGCUUCGGCUUUGUGUAUUUCGAGGAUAACGAUUCUGCCGACAAAGCCGUGGUCCUUAAGUUUCACAUUAUUAAUGGACAUAAAGUGGAGGUGAAGAAAGCCCUGACCAAGCAGGAGAUGCAGGCUGCUGGUAGUCGCGGUGGUCGGGGAGGCCGAGGAGGCGGACGGGGGAUGGGCAGACCGCAGAACGGCUAUGGCGGACGAGGCGGCGGAUACGGCAGUUACGGAGGCGGCUAUGGGGGAAGUGAUGGUGGCUACGGCGGAGGCUAUGGAGGCGGAUACGGUGGCGGGUAUGGGGGAGGCUACGGCGACCAAAUGGAGAGCUACGGCGGGGGUAACGGCUACAGUGACUUUGGCAGCGGCUAUGGCCAGCAGUCCUCUGGCUAUGGCCCAAUGAAAGAGGGAGAAAAUAAAAUCUCACUUCCAAGUGUGGCUGGUUGAUAACCUCUGCUUCAGCUGAGAAUCCAGUAGCCCUAAAGGACAAUACGAGGACUUCUUCUGAGUUAACAUAUGGAAUGCAUACACUGUGUGCCUGGGACCGCCUAUAGGCAAGAUGCCUUUGCCAUGUCCGGUGAAGAUGAUGCCUUGAUGACGUCAGGUUGAAGAUCAGCUGGCUGGAGUUUAUACGUGUAAAUGUUGGAGUUGAAUGAAAUUUUACUUGUUCACAUAAAUGUGUUUUAUGUGUUGCGAAUUCAAUAAAGAAAAAAAUAAAGAAAUACAUCUGGUGUCUGUUAAUGUAUGAAUGCAUCGAGAAGUGGGGUCUUAAGGCUCGUACAGACUACAUGACUUUAAAACGUUGGUCCGAACUGUGCGGUUCACACUACAUGACUUGCUCUCUGUGAAAUCAGGAGUGUUCACGUUGUUGAUCAGUUCACACCACACGACAUAACGUGACUGCCCCACAACAGGAGGUAACGCACUACACGAGUUGAGAACAACUCUAUCACCCGGCGAUUCUAUCUUGUCCACAAACCACGUUUUGUCACGAAAAAUCACGCGAUAAAACAAACCGGAAGUGACGCGAAACAACACGCGCACCAGUAAACCCACAGAAGAAGAAUCAAGACGACGCGCAAAACUUUUGUUUGUAUAUAUAGACUUCAGACAGAAAUUAGUGCUGCAAACCGUUUGCGCGAUGCAAAGCCGCAAAAGAAAAAAACGAAGAGAUGUGUAUGUGGAGAGGUGGAUCAACACCACACGCGGACAGCAGGGAUUUAAGAUAUGGAGGUGAGUACAGCUUGUUUAUAUAGGAAAUAUAGCUGCAUGCUUAUGUUUGGCUAUGAUCACAUUUAAAAUAUCAACGUGUUGUCUACUGUGUUUAAAAGCUGUGUUUCUUGAUUUAAUUAUCGUUCAAAUAGAAUAGGACAGGCUUCGCAAAGCAUGACUUGGAGAGCGUUUGUCUUUGACCCUGCGAUUCUAUGCAACAGGUGACACGUUCAAGUCCCUGAGGUUCAAGUCCAGGAUGGGGGACCAGCACCAUCCCACAAAUAGUUUUGGAUACCUGUUCUGUUCUGUACCAGGUUAUAAAGGACGAUUUCUUGAAGACACCACCAACGGAAGGAGAGUGGCAUAGCCGUGGACUUCGAAAGGAAGUGGCAGUUUCCACAUUGCUUUGGGGUACUUACUACCACUCCAGCUGUAGCAGACUGCUGACCAAAACAUGGUUGAUGGGCAAUGGAAGAAUCGUGUGAUGGGUGCUUUUCAACCGAUGAACACCACCUCACAUCGCAAUUGUAUGGCAACAGCAAAAGUGCAAUUCACUCUGAUGCGGGACUACUUUGUCUUACCAGCGGGUAGUGUUUAUUGGCAAGUUCAACACAUUUUAAACGGAACUGAUGUAGAGUUAUCCCUGCAAACAGCAGAUUAAAGCCAGUUAUUGUCAGUUUAGGACAUUCGUUUUCUUGUGUGUUCUAAAGUCCUGUAUUUGUAAAGAACACAAUGUGGUUCACUUUUUCAUUGUUUUAAGUAUUCUGUUUAUUGUUGUGUUAUUAUUCAAUUAAUUUUAAUUGCAUACAAAUCAAAAGGUGCAGGAAUGUAACAAAUAAAGGCAAUCUGCAUGUUGCAAUUAAGUGCCUUGUACUAACUUUAUUUCUUGAUCCACACUCAUUAUUCACAGAACAUUAACAAUGUUUCUAUACUACGGCGCUAAACAUCAACAUAUCUGAUCAUGCUAAAAAUUUAUGGGGAUUGUGAUGAUAAGCUCUGGGCAUUUUUACUCAAUGUGGAUUAAUCUAACAGCCAAUCACACACAAUUAUAUUACGAUAUUUAUAUAUCACCCAGCCCUUAAAAGGGCUCUACAUAGGGAUUUUUGUAAUGUUUAAUUGUGUUAAUGUGGUGCACUGCACGUGUUCUAACAAUGUAUAUUUUGUCUGUCCACAUAAUAUACAUUCAAAUGUACUACAUUGUUUUCAAGUUGCACAAACAACAAUGCAAGGCUAUAAAGCACUA
Messenger RNA from Paramisgurnus dabryanus, 2942 nucleotides. NCBI's taxonomy places the organism in Eukaryota, Metazoa, Chordata, Actinopteri, Cypriniformes, Cobitidae. The record is from RefSeq and is a predicted model, not a curated record.